GCACAGCAGCAUGCACAGACAGCCAGUGCACAUGGCUGGGGACAGCGGGAUGGCCGGGAAGGUGGCACUGCUCCUGUGGGCCCAGACCCUCGGCCUCACUGGUGCCCAGACCACCCAGAUCCUCGUGGAGCCCCCCUGGAGGCCGGCGGUGCUGUGGGACCAGGUGACACUGACCUGCCACGGCUCAGGGACCGCUGGUGACACCACCUGGUACAGGGACGGGCAGCGCUGGUUGCAGCAGGGAAUCGACUGCCUCACUGUCACCCUGAGUGGCACCUACACCUGUGACAGGCCCGGCAGCGGGCGCAGCCCCCCCGUGACAGUCUCACACGACAAUCUGGUGCUGCAGGUGCCGGCGCGGGCGCUGCUGGUGGGGGACACGGUGACACUGCGCUGCCGGGCCUGGCAGAAGAACAUGGUCACCAGGGUGUCUUUCUACCAUGAGUGGAAGGAACUGGGGGGACUCCGCGAUGGCACCGAACUGUCCCUGUCCCCUCUGCAGCUGAGCCACAGCGGCAGCUACCACAGCAAGGGCUGGUUGGAACUCUGGGCGUUAGAGAAGUUUUGGGAAUCGGCACCAGUGACAGUGACAGUGCAGGUGCCCGUGGCCAAUGCCACCAUCACCCCCAGGACCCUGUCACACCAGGUGCACCCAGGUGACAACGUUACACUGCACUGCUCGGUGCAGGUGGGCUCAGCCCCUGUCACCUUCACCUGGCUGCACAAUGGGCAGGAGGUGGCUCGGGGUCCCCUCCUGGAGCUCAGGGACAUCGAUGUGGGACAUUCAGGCACCUACCAGUGCGUGGCCACCAACCAGCUGGGACAGGACGGGCACCGCGUGUUCCGGACACUCAGCCCAGAGAUGGCCCUGGAGGUGACACCUGGCUCACCCUGGGUCACAGGUGGGGUCACACGGGGUCCCCGGGGUGUUCAGGACCCCCGGGAUGAUGGGUGACCCCAUUGUGUCCCCCUCUAUCUCUUACAGUGGCCACAGGGGUCGGUGGGGCCCUUUUGUUCCUGCUCCUGCUCGUGGGUGUCAUUGUGGCCAGGCACCGGUGGCACCAUGUGGAUGCCAGGAAGCACCAGGAAAGGGCACCCCCAGAGCCCCUGGCACCCUCAGUGGAGGAUCCUCAGGCGACGUACAUGGAGCUGCAAUGGCAACUGUGGGAACCCAGGGACAUCUAUGACAAUCUACACCAGAAGUUGUGAUGCUCUGGGAAGCGGGAGGCACUGGGUGACACUGGGGGUGCUCCCUCCAUGGCUCCUGUGCUUGCCCAUCCUUCCAAGGGAGGUGGUCAUGGGUCAGGGGGAGGCUACACAGGGCACCCUCUGCUCCCCAUUUCCUCUCCCACUACCCCCAAGGGCUCCCCCACCCCUUUGCUCGUACCUGCAGGGCCUCCCCAGCCCCAUCCCAGUGCCCAAGUACCCGCAGUGACUGCCCCAUUCUCUCCCCACGGUGCUUGCAGUACAGCCAGGGCUUCCCCAUCCCCCCUCCCACUACCCCUGUCCCAUCCCGCUGUAAAAGGGGGAGUUGGGGAGGAUUCCUUCUGAAAGGUUUCUCAGAUGAAAAUGAAGCACAAACAUGGCUAUAUUA
Molecule: messenger RNA, 1594 nt
Organism: Haemorhous mexicanus (house finch)
Lineage: Eukaryota; Metazoa; Chordata; Aves; Passeriformes; Fringillidae
Product: low affinity immunoglobulin gamma Fc region receptor III-like
Exons: 7
Coding region: 11-955 (314 amino acids)
Biological process (GO): cell surface receptor signaling pathway
Molecular function (GO): transmembrane signaling receptor activity
Source: RefSeq, a predicted model, not a curated record